GGUGGGGUUUGGAGAGCGGAGGGAGUUAAUGAUUUACCAGAGGCCCGUUUCACAAUUUCCCAAGGGUCAGCUUGCCUGGAGCACGCACAAGCGCGGUCCUCCCUGCUCCUCUCCCCUUGGCAGCUUCGACCCGGAAGGCCCCCCAGGCAGCCUGCGGCAUGAUCUCCAUCACCGAAUGGCAGAAAAUUGGUGUGGGCACCACCGGCUUCGGAAUCUUCUUCAUCCUCUUUGGAAUACUCCUGUACUUUGAUUCGGUGCUCCUGGCCUUCGGAAACCUUCUAUUCCUGACUGGCCUCUUGCUCAUCAUCGGCCUGAGGAAGACCUUUUCCUUCUUCUUCCAGAGGCACAAGCUCAAAGGGACCAGCUUCUUCCUGGGGGGUGUGGCCAUUGUGCUCCUGCGCUGGCCCCUCCUGGGCAUGUUCCUGGAAACCUAUGGAUUCCUUAGCCUCUUCAAGGGCUUUUUUCCUGUCGUCUUUGGCUUCCUGGGCAAUGCCUCUGACAUCCCCUUCCUGAGUGCGCUGUUCCGGAGGCUUCAAGGCACCAGCUCAAUGGUCUGAACAGCAGAGACGAGCUCCUUGAACUUGGAUCAUUGGUUGAGGGGGCUGGAAAGGAAGUGGGGGCUGCCUCCACCCUGCAGUGACUCAUCUCCCCAUCAUCCCCAGCCCUCUCCAAGUCCAGAAGGAAGAACAGAGUUGAAUGACUGACCUCAGAUUCCAAGUCAACUCAAAAGGCUGUUGACAUGGCUGCGGACAGAGAUCCGGGGCCCCACCGCGAUCAGACUGGGGCUGGUAUUACAUCCUGCCCUGUAUUUAUGGGAGGAGAGCGAAGAUUAAAUCCCCAGGCUGUGAGUGUGUCUGAGACUCAGAGUCACUGUCUCUAGCCUGUCAAGUCCAGUCCCUGACUCAGGGCAGGCCGACACAUACAGCAUUCCACUGGGCGAGGGGCAGGCCUGCUCUCGUAGCCUAUCAUUUUUAUCCUUGUGCCUAAUGCCUACUGCUAACAGGGGUCU
Molecule: messenger RNA, 1009 nt
Organism: Lynx canadensis (Canada lynx)
Lineage: Eukaryota; Metazoa; Chordata; Mammalia; Carnivora; Felidae
Gene: GOLT1A
Product: golgi transport 1A
Exons: 5
Coding region: 159-557 (132 amino acids)
Biological process (GO): retrograde transport, endosome to Golgi; endoplasmic reticulum to Golgi vesicle-mediated transport
Cellular component (GO): endoplasmic reticulum; membrane
Source: RefSeq, a predicted model, not a curated record